Messenger RNA from Echinops telfairi (small Madagascar hedgehog), 1656 nucleotides. Its product is annotated as beta-enolase-like. Gene Ontology annotation, cellular component: phosphopyruvate hydratase complex. Gene Ontology annotation, molecular function: phosphopyruvate hydratase activity; magnesium ion binding. The record is from RefSeq and is a predicted model, not a curated record. Gene Ontology annotation, biological process: glycolytic process. NCBI's taxonomy places the organism in Eukaryota, Metazoa, Chordata, Mammalia, Afrosoricida, Tenrecidae.
AUGCUCAUGGACGGUGUGGUAAUGAGAGAUCCAAACAUCACGUAUUCCAGAGGCUUGGGGUUUGUCGCUGACUCUACUGUGGUGGACGGGGAUGCAGCCAGGAAUGCAAGCCCACAAAGGUGGAUGGAGACUUGUGGAACUAAAGAGGAUUCACAAGAAGGCUCUCAGAGACCAGCAUUUAUUGACCUGUGGUUUCAACUUGAUCCCAUAAAGAAUACACUGUUUGGCCACUGUCCCAGCUGCCACCCAGACUCCGAGUUCACCCCAAGCCCCAGCGAAGACAUCUUUGCCCAGGAAAUCUUGGACUCCAGGGGCAACCCCACUGUUGAGGUGGACCUGUAUACAGCCAAGGGCCGCUUCCGAGCAGCUGUGCCCAGCGGAGCUUCCACUGGGAUCUACGAAGCGCUGGAACUGAGAGAUGGAGACAAAUCGCGCUACCUGGGGAAAGGAGUCCUGAAAGCUGUAGAAUACAUCAACAAGACAUUAGGCCCUGCUCUGCUGGAAAAGAAACUAAGUGUUGUCGAUCAAGAAAAAGUGGACAAAUUUAUGAUUGAGCUGGAUGGGACCGAGAAUAAGUCCAAGUUUGGGGCCAAUGCCAUCCUGAGCUUGUCGCUGGCCGUGUGCAAAGCGGGAGCAGCCGAGAAGGGGGUUCCGCUCUACCGCCACAUCGCAAACCUGGCUGGGAACCCAGAUCUCGUUCUCCCAGUGCCUGCUUUCAAUGUCAUCAAUGGGGGUUCCCACGCGGGAAACAAGCUGGCCAUGCAGGAGUUCAUGAUCCUGCCCGUGGGAGCCAGCUCCUUCAAGGAAGCCAUGCGCAUUGGUGCGGAGGUCUACCAUCACCUCAAGGGGGUCAUCAAGUCCAAGUAUGGGAAGGAUGCCACCAAUGUGGGCGACGAAGGCGGCUUUGCACCCAACAUCCUGGAGAACAACGAGGCCCUGGAGCUGCUGAAGACGGCCAUCCAGGCGGCUGGCAACCCAGACAAGGUCGUGAUUGGCAUGGAUGUGGCAGCCUCUGAGUUCUAUCACAACAGGAAAUACAACCUGGACUUCAAUUCGCCCGGUGACCCCGCACGGCCCAUUACUGGGGAGAAACUGGGGGAGCUGUACAAGAGCUUCAUCAAGUACUAUCCUGUUGUCUCCAUCGAAGACCCCUUUGAUCAGGAUGACUGGGCCACCUGGACCUCCUUCCUCAAGGGGGUCAACAUCCAGAUUGUGGGAGAUGACCUCACCGUCACCAGCCCCAAGAGGACUGCCCAGGCCGUUGAGAAGAAGGCCUGUAACUGCCUGCUGCUGAAGGUCAACCAAAUCGGCUCUGUGACGGAGUCCAUUCAGGCUUGCAAACUAGCUCAGUCUAAUGGCUGGGGGGUGAUGGUGAGCCACCUCUCCGGGGAGACUGAGGACACAUUCAUCGCUGGCCUGGUGGUGGGACUUUGCACUGGACAGAUCAAGACUGGUGCCCCCUGACGCUCAGAGCACCUGGCCAAGUACAACCAGCUCUUGAGGAUCGAGGAGGCUCUUGGGGACCAGGCUGUCUUUGCUGGACACAAGUUCCUUAACCCGAAGGCCAAGUGAGAAGCUGGAGACCCAAGGCGCCCCCCGCCCCAGGACAGAUGCAGGCCUUGGAGCCUCCUCCCCGAAAUAAACACUGAUGCCCAC